UUGGCCGGCGUGCGGGAGAGGACCGCCGGGCGGGAGCGCGGGAGCCAGCUCCCGAGCGCGGCGCUGAAGUUUCCCUCCGGCUGCGCUCUCACCCCUGGCUGGCGCCCGUGCCAUGCGGGAACUCUGGGACCGCGCGACAGCAUGAAGGGCGGCGACCGAGCUUAUACCCGAGGUCCCUCUUUGGGGUGGCUCUUUUCUAAGUGCUGCUGUUGCUUCCCUUGCGGAGAUGCAUACUCUCAUUCCUCCAGCGAAAAUGGAGGCAAAUCUGAAUCCGUGGCCAACUUGCAGGCUCAGCCUUCCCUGAACUCCAUUCACAGUUCCCCUGGUCCCAAGCGCUCCACCAACACCCUGAAGAAGUGGCUCACCAGUCCUGUGCGUCGACUCAACAGCGGGAAAGCAGAUGGAAACAUUAAAAAACAGAAGAAAGUACGCGAUGGUCGGAAAAGCUUCGACCUGGGCUCUCCCAAGCCUGGGGAUGAGACCACCCCUCAGGGAGACAGCGCUGACGAGAAGAGCAAGAAAGGUUGGGGUGAAGAUGAGCCAGACGAAGAGUCACACACACCCCUCCCUCCGCCCAUGAAGAUCUUUGACAACGACCCCACACAGGACGAGAUGACUCUUGAAGGAGGCUCCUACCGGGGGAGCUUGAAAGACMCUACAGGCUGCCUAAAUGAGGGGAUGACCCCACCCACUCCUCCCAGAAACCUGGAAGAAGAACAGAAAGCCAAGGCCCUUCGAGGCAGGAUGUUUGUCCUGAAUGAGCUGGUACAGACAGAGAAAGACUAUGUCAAGGACCUGGGGAUUGUGGUGGAGGGCUUCAUGAAGAGGAUAGAAGAGAAGGGCGUUCCUGAGGAUAUGCGAGGGAAGGAUAAAAUCGUGUUUGGGAACAUUCACCAGAUUUAUGACUGGCAUAAGGAUUUUUUCCUGGCUGAACUGGAAAAAUGUAUCCAAGAGCAAGACAGACUGGCCCAGCUCUUUAUUAAACAUGAGCGGAAGCUGCACAUCUACGUGUGGUACUGCCAAAAUAAGCCGCGCUCGGAGUACAUCGUAGCUGAGUACGAYGCCUACUUUGAGGAGGUAAAGCAGGAGCUAAAUCAACGGCUGACGCUUAGCGACUUCCUUAUCAAGCCCAUUCAGAGAAUAACAAAAUACCAGCUGCUCCUCAAGGACUUCCUGAGAUACAGUGAGAAGGCUGGCUUGGAGUGUUCAGAUAUCGAGAAAGCUGUGGAGUUAAUGUGCCUUGUUCCCAAACGCUGCAAUGACAUGAUGAAUCUGGGACGCCUGCAGGGCUUUGAGGGCACCCUGACCGCCCAGGGCAAGCUGCUGCAGCAGGACACAUUCUAUGUGAUUGAGCUGGACGCCGGCAUGCAGUCCCGGACCAAAGAGAGGCGUGUAUUCCUCUUCGAGCAGAUUGUCAUCUUCAGUGAAUUGCUCAGGAAGGGCUCCCUUACACCAGGCUACAUGUUCAAAAAGAGCAUCAAGAUGAAUUAUUUGGUCCUGGAGGAAAACGUGGACAAUGACCCCUGCAAAUUCGCCCUCAUGAACAGGGAGACUUCAGAAAGGGUCAUUCUGCAAGCUGCCAACUCGGACAUCCAGCAGGCCUGGGUGCAGGACAUCAAUCAAGUCUUAGAAACACAGCGAGACUUCUUAAAUGCACUACAGUCACCCAUUGAGUAUCAGCGGAAAGAAAGGAGCACAGCUGUGAUGCGGUCCCAGCCUGCUAGAGUUCCCCAAGCCAGCCCCAGGCCCUACUCCUCUGUCCCCAUGGGCUCAGAGAAGCCCCCAAAGGGCUCCACCUACAACCCACCUCUGCCACCCCUGAAGAUAUCUACCUCCAAUGGCAGUCCAGGGUUUGACUACCACCAGUCUGGGGACAAGUUCGAGGCCAGCAAGCAGAAUGACUUGGGUGGCUGCAACGGGACCUCAUCUAUGGCCGUGAUCAAAGAUUACUAUGCACUGAAGGAGAAUGAAAUCUGUGUGAGCCAAGGUGAGGUGGUCCAGGUCCUCGCCGUCAACCAGCAGAACAUGUGCCUGGUGUACCAGCCUGCCAGCGACCAUUCCCCCGCAGCUGAGGGCUGGGUCCCCGGCAGCAUCCUGGCGCCCCUCACCAAAGCCACAGCAGCAGCAGAAAAUAGCGACGGGAGCAUCAAGAAGUCAUGUUCAUGGCAUACUCUACGCAUGAGAAAGCGGGCAGAAGUGGAGAACACGGGUAAAAAUGAAGCCACAGGGCCUCGUAAACCCAAGGAUAUUCUGGGCAACAAAGUCUCUGUUAAAGAGACGAACAGUUCCGAGGAGUCAGAGUGUGAUGAUCUUGACCCUAAUACUAGCAUGGAGAUCUUAAAUCCAAAUUUCAUCCAAGAAGUGGCCCCAGAGUUCCUUGUGCCCUUAGUGGAUGUGACCUGCUUGCUUGGGGACACAGUGAUGCUCCAAUGCAAAGUCUGUGGGCGGCCGAAACCCACCAUCACCUGGAAGGGUCCAGACCAGAACAUCCUCGACACUGACAACAGCUCAGCCACAUACACCGUCUCCUCCUGUGAUUCUGGGGAAAUCACCCUGAAGAUCUGCAAUCUGAUGCCACAGGACAGUGGGAUUUAUACCUGCAUAGCAACAAAUGACCACGGUACUGCAUCCACAUCUGCCACAGUUAAGGUGCAAGGUGUUCCAGCAGCCCCCAACCGCCCCAUUGCCCAGGAGAGGAGCUGCACCUCUGUGAUUCUCCGCUGGCUGCCCCCGGCCAGCACAGGAAACUGCACCAUUUCGGGUUACACUGUGGAGUACCGGGAGGAAGGUUCCCAGGUCUGGCAGCAGUCAGUAGCUUCAACCUUGGACACUUAUCUUGUCAUUGAAGACCUCAGUCCUGGGUGUCCCUAUCAGUUCAGAGUCAGUGCCAGCAACCCCUGGGGAAUCAGUCUUCCCAGUGAACCCUCGGAGUUCGUGCGACUUCCAGAGUACGAUGCAGCCGCAGAUGGUGCCACCAUUUCUUGGAAGGAAAAUUUUGAUUCCGCUUAUACUGAGCUGAAUGAGAUUGGAAGAGGCCGUUUCUCUAUAGUGAAAAAAUGCAUUCACAAAGCCACCCGCAAAGAUGUCGCUGUGAAAUUCGUGAGCAAAAAAAUGAAGAAGAAGGAGCAGGCUGCCCACGAGGCUGCCCUGCUUCAGCAUCUGCAGCACCCCCAGUACGUCACUCUCCAUGACACCUAUGAGUCCCCCACAUCCUACAUCCUGAUUUUGGAACUGAUGGAUGAUGGCCGGCUCUUAGACUAUCUUAUGAAUCAUGAUGAGCUGAUGGAAGAAAAAGUAGCUUUUUACAUUCGAGACAUCAUGGAGGCUCUGCAGUACCUUCACAACUGCCGGGUUGCACAUUUGGACAUAAAGCCUGAAAACCUACUCAUUGACCUACGGAUUCCAGUGCCUCGGGUGAAGCUCAUUGACUUGGAAGAUGCUGUCCAGAUCUCGGGCCACUUCCACAUCCACCACCUGCUGGGGAACCCUGAGUUUGCUGCCCCAGAAGUGAUCCAAGGCAUCCCAGUCUCCCUGGGCACAGACAUCUGGAGCAUUGGGGUUCUGACAUACGUCAUGCUGAGUGGGGUCUCCCCCUUCUUAGAUGAGAGCAAAGAGGAGACAUGUAUUAACGUAUGCAGGGUAGACUUCAGCUUCCCCCACGAAUACUUCUGUGGCGUGAGCAAUGCUGCCAGAGAUUUCAUCAAUGUGAUCCUACAGGAGGACUUUCGGAGGCGACCCACAGCAGCCACUUGCCUGCAGCAUCCCUGGCUGCAGCCCCACAAUGGCAGCUACUCCAAGAUCCCCCUGGACACCUCUCGCCUGGCAUGCUUCAUAGAACGCCGCAAGCACCAGAAUGAUGUGCGUCCUAUUCCCAAUGUCAAGAGCUACAUCGUCAACCGGGUGAACCAAGGGACAUAGCCAUCUCCCAGCCCCAGAGGUUUCACAUAGAAGUGYGGUGUGAACCAAAGCAAGACUGAACAUGUCUGUACAUAAUUCUGUUUGUGAUUUCACCCAUGCAGUUCUCUGAAUUGAGAGAUGUCCUCUUAAAUCUCAUCAGUGGUUAUUCAGGGUUUGAGCAGCAGUAAAAGUCACCCUAAAUCCAGGGACUUUCCAGAAGKUCAUCCUGAAAAAAAAUAAAGAUGCAAAGAGUUGCAGAAAGUAUUAAAAGAAAGGGCAAGAAGAACAAGAAUAUUAGCAGCUAUAAAAAUUUUAAUUGUACAUUCCAAAAAUGAGUGGCUAAGUGGGCAAACCUUAAGCUCAGAAGGGUGAGUGUUAUAGGUUUCUGACUUUGCUGAAAAUUUACAAAAAAAAAAAAUCUAUUUAACAGAAAUGUCAUAUAUGUCAACUAUUCUGGUUUAAAUGACUUAGAUAUAGUUUCUUAAUAGGAUACAUAUACACAUACAGUAUAAUAGAUCCCAUUCAGGUUUCAGAGUUUUAUAAUAUAGAGUUAUAUAUGAAAUCAAUCAUAAGUAACUUUAAGUGCUCCAGUUAAGACAAUAAUUUAUUUACCGAAGCAUUACAUUGUUUUGACUAAGCACAAUUAGAUGACAAGUUUUUUAGAGCAUUUUAUAAAUCUUGUAUAGAAAUCUUUUACCAGAACCUGUGCAUAAAGAGAAAGCAAUGUUACCCUUUUGCAAUCUGUGAAUGAGAAGAUUUUUUUCCUCUCAAUCAUGAGUUAUUUGAUUAAGAUAGGUUCUGUAUAUGAAAUGCUACCCCUGAAUGUACUGGAGGCUCAGAGUUCACCUGGCAAGAAAGCCUGCCAGGAAACAAGCCCAAAUCCAGUAAGAGUUGUGGGGUUAUUUUUAUGUCUACACCUGGCUUGAAAUAGGUAAACCGAUACCACAGGUUCAUACAAAAGGGCAAACAGAAACCUUUCUACAGUCCAAUGAACAAGRUACCAAUACUUUCUGAUUUCUUCUACAACAGUCUUCAGAAAGUUGGCUUGUUUUAUUUCUAACCCCUUUGGAAGCUAAGGGGUGCUUACCAAAAGGAGGCAGCCAUACAAGCCUUUUAAAGGCCUGGUCCUAAGUCCUUUAUGAAGCCAUGAAGCAAAACCUGAUACAUCAMCUGAACAGAGCGUUGAGUUUUAAAUGAGAUUGCAAUACCUAUCACCACCUAGCCACCAAUAUUUCUCUGGACUAAAAGGACUAAUUGUAUUUUGAGGCCAAUGCUGCUUUCUGGUGUAUAUUCUCCAUACAAGAUUAUUAACUGCCCUUUUCCCUUCUGAUGGGAAAACAAACUUGGGCAUUUCAUGGUUUUUGCUUUUUUUGGGGGUGGGG
Messenger RNA from Urocitellus parryii (Arctic ground squirrel), 5279 nucleotides. NCBI's taxonomy places the organism in Eukaryota, Metazoa, Chordata, Mammalia, Rodentia, Sciuridae. The record is from RefSeq and is a predicted model, not a curated record.